Messenger RNA from Brassica rapa (field mustard), 3457 nucleotides. RefSeq names its product rho GTPase-activating protein 5. The record is from RefSeq and is a predicted model, not a curated record. Gene Ontology annotation, biological process: signal transduction. Gene Ontology annotation, molecular function: GTPase activator activity. Lineage: Eukaryota; Viridiplantae; Streptophyta; Magnoliopsida; Brassicales; Brassicaceae.
CAAUAAAUCUCUGACCCAGAAAUUUCUCACGAAGUUUCUUCUCACACAAUCUCCUGAAACUCCAUUAAUGGCGAAAGGUCUUGAUGUUGAUGGAUUUGUAUAAGGAUGAACCCUAUAUGAGAAAGUCAGAUGGAGGAAGACGAUGAGCCCUAAUUGUCGGGAAAAUAUGUUGUUUAUCUUACACUUGGGCUGGGCUCUUGUUUUCCAUGAAACAUAAUGACGAAAUACCAAACACAUAUAAUGUGAAUGAGAAGCCCCAUUCAAUGAAAACAAAACAUGACAAAACAGGUUAAGAGGGUGGACACGUGGCGCGCGUACAAGAGGCAAAUUUCCAGGCUGGAUCCGACGUGGAGGCACAUGUAUAUAUAUAUAUAUAUAUAUAUAUAUAUAUAUAUAUAUAUAUAUAUAUCAAGUGCUUCUUUUUUUUCGAGUGAGUGUAAAAUUUAGUCAAUCAAAUACUUUAUAGAUUAACUUCUUUUUUUCAUUGGAAUUAUAAUUUUCACUGAACAAACAAGAUUUACAAGAGGAUACCCAAGGGAAGCAUUAAGUAAGAUCAUGCUAACAACGCACAUCUACUUUCUUCAUCCAUAAAAAUCUCUCAGCCACAAGGGAGAGUUAGCAGCAACAUAAGAUUGAGAACGUCCCUGAUUAAUUAAUGACAGUAACAGCAAUCGAAAAAGCUCCUUUGUUAGCGCUUCUCUUGACAUGCAGCAGUUUCCAAUCUGACAGAAGGGAUAUUGCAUUAAGAAUUGGAGAGACCAACCAUUUGAAGCAUGGCAGGCAGGUGGCCUAGUAAUCGCAGAAAUGAGGUCUUUAGCUUCCAAUCCAAAGAUGAUCUUGCUGCUCAUACUUUCCAUAGCUCAUUAAGCAUCCAGAUUUAAAAGCUUCCAAUUCACUUCUUACAAAGGAGAAGGCUCUUCGGCUGUGGAGAAGAACAAUGCCAUAAUCAUUCCUCAAAAUCCAAUAAACACCUGCAAUAGCACUGUUCUUAUCCCAAGCAACACCAAUAUCACAUUUAUGCCAACCCGAAAUUGGUAGAGCUAGGCCAACAAUUAUCAGCCGGGAAGUCAGUCGGAAUCAAUUGCUUGAGAGGAAGACAAUUCCAGCACAUCAAGUGCUUCUAAGGCUAAGUUUUUUAAAGAAUAAAACACAGACUAAAUUUAAGCAGAUUUGGAUUCUUUAGCAUAUCUUGUAGUUCACGUUCUUGUAGCUAGCCAAAUAUGUAACGCACUCCCCAAAGAGUCGUCUCCCAUUCGUUGAAUUGAUAGGAGUCUGGUGCGCCCUAUCAAUUGUUUGAUCAGACGUUAAUAUUAGUGUUUGUCAUAUUUUUCUUACACUUAUAUAUAAUAAUAAAGUCAUCCUGGAAAAUUCAUUUUUUUCUAGAGGAGUCAAGCUCAUCUACUGUGUGUUGUCCGUAAGUAAAGUGCAUGUGUGUUAUAUACAUUAUAUACAAACAAUAACAAUGUUAGACAAAUUGAGCUUAGUUAUGUUAAUUUUUAAAAAAAAAAAUUGUGUUUGUAUUUCUUAGCUGUUAAGAAAAUAUAUUUGCAAAUAAAGGUAUUUUUUCAGUUAGUCUUCUGUGCUUUGAUUUUUUACUAUAUCAUCCGAUUUGUGUGAACUUUUACCUUCGUCAUCACGGUAAGUAGGUCUUCGAUUUUUUUUUCCCAAAUUUAAAUAAAAAGUAGUAUUUAGCAAAGUUUGAUUUAUAAAUCGUGCGAUAUUUUUCAUGUGCUCUUCUUUCAGGUUUUAUAUCCCGAUGAUUUCUAAAUCCAAAAGCAGCAUUGGUUUAUUCUUGAAUCGAAGAUUUCACAUUGAUCUGUUGAUUUUAACUAAAAAUGACAUAUUUUAUCAUCCCUAUGAUAUUUUCCAACCAUGGUGAUAUAUAUCAUAUAAUAAGAAGGAGUCUUCCAGGUAGUAGUGGUUCCCACGUUCGACCGUCCUCCUAACCUAUCUUUCUUGAUCGCCACUCACUCUACGUGUAUACCUUGGUCUUUUAUUUUAUCUUAAUUAAGUAAACCAAGUUUUUUCACGAGCCAUGAUAAAUCACAUAUCACCCCUUCUGCAUAUCACGCAUUGACAUUGCAGACUAAAAAACCCUAACCGGAGAAGACGAAGAAGAAGAAGAAACCGUGUGUACAAAUUGUUCGAUUUAACGUGGCUGUGAAGGAGAGAUAGCGCGAGUGAGAAGACGCGGCAAGCCCGAACUUUCGCGGUUCGGCAGCUCCGCGUCGGUAAGUCGAGUCGUUUCGGAGCUAUCUCGUUGCUUCUCGACCGAAAACAACAUGGCGGAUCAGGCAAACAACCAGCAAGCCAUGGACAUUGGUCCCCCGACCAAUAUAUGCCACGUGGCUCACGUGACAUACGAUCGCUUCGACGGCUUUCUUGGUCUUCCUUCUGAAUUCGAGCCUGACGUUCCCAAAAAGGCCCCCAGCGCAAGUGCAACAGUGUUUGGGGUUUCUACAGAGUCAAUGCAGCUAUCGUACGACUCUAGAGGGAACUGUGUUCCGAUCAUACUGUCGCUACUACAAAGACGACUAUACGAUCAAGGAGGUCUGAAAGUUGAAGGCAUUUUCAGAAUCACGGGAGAUAACAGCGAGGAAGAGUUUGUAAGAGAAGAGUUAAACAAAGGAGUUGUACCAGAGGGCAUAGAUGUCCACUGUCUUUCCGGACUUAUCAAGGCUUGGUUCAGAGAGUUACCGAGAGGAAUACUUGAUUCUCUGCCGUCUGAGCAAGUGAUGCAGUGUGAGUCAGAGGAGGAUUUUGUCAAGGUUGUGAGACUUUUACCGCAAGCGGAAGCUUCUCUUUUGAAUUGGGCAGUCAAUCUGAUGGCUGAUAUUGUAGAGCAUGAAGAUGUCAACAAGAUGACCACACGUAACCUUGCUUUGGUCUUUGCGCCAAAUAUGUCUAAGAUGGCAGAUCCUCUAACAGCGUUGAUGUACGCCGUCCAAGUUAUGCACUUGCUGAAGAACCUCACAGAGAAAACACUCAGAGAGAGGAAAGUUGCAUCUUCCCAAAUCGUUCCUUGUGAUGACAGUGAAGCUGAUGUGGAAGAAUGCAAUCAAGAAGAAGAAGAAAAAGGUGUUGAUGAUGUGAACAAGGAAGAGGAGAUCAUCAAGGUGGAAGAUGAAGUCAAACCAUCAAAUGGUUUGGAUUUCGAUAAGGAAAAGAGAGAGAAAACAUGAAGACAGAUGUUGCAGUUGGAGCUCUGUUUUUGUUUUAUGUUCUUGGUAAAUCUAAGGUGCAAAUAACUUAGUUUAUUGUUCCAAGUUCAAUUUAUUUGUUUGUGUUUCACAUGAAAAAUUCACAUCUUUUUAAUGUAAAUCAUUUUUCACUCUUCCUUUUUCAUUUGACAUUUACAUAAGAAAAAAAGUAUAUUAUUCAUUAUGUUGAUGCCAAACACAAACGAUUAAUGUGUUUAUGUAAGCAAAACUGGCAGCCAUGAAAGAGCCAGCAAAUG